This is a messenger RNA of Capsicum annuum, 1992 nucleotides long. RefSeq names its product zinc-finger homeodomain protein 4. Bases 778 to 1677 code for a protein of 299 amino acids. Gene Ontology annotation, biological process: regulation of developmental process; regulation of DNA-templated transcription. Gene Ontology annotation, cellular component: nucleus. The record is from RefSeq and is a predicted model, not a curated record. The transcript has 2 exons. NCBI's taxonomy places the organism in Eukaryota, Viridiplantae, Streptophyta, Magnoliopsida, Solanales, Solanaceae. Gene Ontology annotation, molecular function: transcription cis-regulatory region binding; DNA-binding transcription factor activity.
UACUUCUAUAAGCUCAUGUUAACAAGUGCUUCACUAGCAAAAACCCACUGCAAAAACACUCUUUCCCCUUUGUCUCUCUUCUUCCCUUUCCUUUGUUUUUUGUCUUUCUCAUCUUCUUCAUCACCCCCUUAUUAAUAUUCCAAAUUAACUCCACAAAAAGAAACAAGAAAAAAAAAAACUAUCUUGAUCAUUUUAAUUGUUGACCGUCGCUCUUCUUGAUCUCUAUCUACUACAAAUUUUAUUGACUAGAAAAAGAAAAAAUUAAAAAAACAUUUCCAUUUACUAAGCUACUGGCUUCAUUUUCAUGUCAUUGACUUCCAAUUUUCCUUCUUCAUUUUAUGUUCUAGUGAAGUAGUAGUACUAGUCUUUUUCAAGAAAACAAUUUUGCUAAGUGUUUUGACCCUUUUCUCCUUCACUUUCAAGAACUCAAUUUUUGACAUGAUCCUAGCAGUACUACUACAAAAAUUAAAGCUUCCUUUGUUCUACCUUUCCAUAAUGAAUUGGUGAGAAAUUAAUUUUGUUGAUAAUGGAGUCAAUAAUGUAUUAUUUUCUAGUUGUUUAGCCUUGUUGUUUCAAAAAGAGUGGACAAUUUGUGAAGAUCUCCUAGGUUUUUUGGUUUUCUUUCUUUUCUUUACUAUAGUUGAAGUCAAGCCACUAGUUUCAAUUUAAUCAUUUUAGUCUAUAGCUCUACCCUUAGGUUCUACUAAUUAGUAAGUUCCUAUCCUGUCCCUUUUGGUCUCCACAAAAGUACAAAAAAUUUCUUGAAAGAGGUUAGAAAUGGAACUUCCAAGUCAAGAAGAGGAUAUGCCAAUACCAAUUAACAGCACAUAUGUUGGAGGUGGACAUGGACAUGGUCAUGGGCACAUGAUACAUCAUGAUCCCACACCACCACCCAACAAUACCAAUCACAUUAUACCACCUUCUAUGAAUGGUCCUCCCAUUGAUGCAGCACCAGUUGCAGCAGCACCAGAUCACCAUGUACCUUUCAAGAAAAUGGUCAGGUACAAAGAGUGCCUGAAGAACCAUGCAGCAGCCAUGGGGGGGACUGCAACAGAUGGAUGUGGAGAGUUCAUGCCAAGUGGUGAAGAAGGUACCAUUGAAGCCCUCAUAUGUUCAGCUUGCAAUUGCCACAGAAACUUCCAUAGAAAAGAAAUGGAAGGUGAACAACAACAACACCUUCAGUUACCUUCUUCAUGUGAUUGCUAUCAUCUCAACAGAGGAGGUGGUAAGAAAGUUUACUUAGGACACAACAACCACCAUCACAAGGCCCUUUUAGGACCUGAGCCAUUUGGUACUAUAAUUCCAACUAGACCACCACCACAUCAUCAGAUGAUAAUGUCUUAUAACAUGGGGUCACUUCCUAAUUCUGAGUCAGAAGAACAUGAUCAAGAUCACGCUGGAAUUAUGGCUAUGGCUAGACCAUUACAUCAUCAUCAUCAUCAUCAUGUCAAGAAGAGGUUUAGGACAAAAUUUACUCAAGAACAGAAGGAUAAAAUGCUCAACUUUGCUGAGAAAGUUGGAUGGAAAAUACAAAAGCAAGAAGAAGCUGUGGUGCAACAGUUUUGCCAAGAAGUUGGAGUUAAGAGAAGAGUACUCAAAGUUUGGAUGCACAACAAUAAGCAUAGUCUUGCCAAGAAAAAUUCCAACAAUAUUAUUCCUCAUGAAAAUCAAGUUUGAUAAUUUGAUUUUAUUUUUUUUUCUUUUGUAAUGUUUUUAUAUUUAUGGGGUAUGGUCAUUUCUAGAAAUUAGCUUUAAUAUUUAAGAAUAACACUAUGGAAUGCAUGUAGUGCAGUACUACUAGCUAGUGCAUGUGGGAAUUGGAAUGGUGGAGGUUAGUUUUCUUUAAUCUUCUUGUUUGGAUUUUGUUUGGUUAACUAAUUAAUCUCUCCAGUGCUGACUGGAUUUAGUAUAUUUACAAUUGUAUACACCCUUUUAGUAGUGGAUUUCUUGGGAUGAUUAAUUUUAAAGUAAUUUAUGAGUUAAUUUGUAAUA